Molecule: messenger RNA, 360 nt
Organism: Knipowitschia caucasica
Lineage: Eukaryota; Metazoa; Chordata; Actinopteri; Gobiiformes; Gobiidae
Source: the annotation of a GenBank genome assembly
AUGAUAAUCAGCUCAAUAUGCCCUUCUGAGGAAUGUGUGAAAACGCAACCCAAAUGCCCCCUUUCCCACACUUUCCGAGAGCACCCCCCCAAUGGAACAUGGCCAGCAUACAAAUGGGGGGGGGGGGGGGCAGGGGUACACCGAGCCAGGGGCAGGGUGGCCGAGGUACCGAGGAGGAAAGGGGGCAACCUGGACGUCACCCAAGAUCAGGGGGAGCGGGAGGGGAAGAGGUGCCCCGCGGUCCAGAGGUUAACUGCGGGUAGUGAUUACAGGCGAUGGGGCAGCGGCUGGGCAGAGCUGGAGGUGGUGCGGAGCCAAAAUGGAGAGUGUUUCAAAGCAAAAGAGAAGAAGGGAGGCUGA